Messenger RNA from Dermacentor andersoni, 2711 nucleotides. RefSeq lists its product as uncharacterized. The record is from RefSeq and is a predicted model, not a curated record. Lineage: Eukaryota; Metazoa; Arthropoda; Arachnida; Ixodida; Ixodidae.
ACUCCUUACCAAAAUGAAGCGGGCAGUUAGUACUAAACAGUCGAAUGCUGAAUAUUCCAUUUGAACUUUUGAGUUGGAGACAGUGAAGCUGCACGAAUGUGAGGCACUCGUACAUAUUUUAUUAAAAUAUGCGCACCGCGGGCCAAAGCGAUGCACAGUAGCCGGGCUCAGUUGAAAAGCGGCCGGUGGGCGGAACGCGGCAGUGCCGCCGUAGUGUUUCUGUGUUGUUUUUCUCGCAUUUCCGAGUGGUUUGGCAAGCCGAGUUGCUCAGUCUCUCUGCCGCUCAUGCCUCGCCUUCUCGCCCGUCUCUGACCGGCCGCCACGAAAACUUCACUGAAGUUUCCGGGCGAGGAAGGGAGGCCCGUGAGGAAGAGUAAAAACAAAACAAUGCGAGCGAAACGUCAUUCCGCAUCGCUAGGCCUAACCAACGCUACCCGUCUGCGCUGUGUCGUCUGCCAGGGGUCGUAGCUACGAUCCUCUCCGCGAACGAAAGAAAAGGAGUUCACUGGUCAAAGUCGGCGUGGGCACGGCUGGAGCCGAGGCCGGAGCCCAGGCGCGGGCGAGAGCCCCCUUACCUCUCGAAGCCUGACGUCAUGAAACGCACCAGCGGCGCCGGGGCGGACGACUUUGAUGGCCGGUCGCCAUGAGCAAGCCUCCGAAGACAGCGAGCAAAUGGAUGCCCACCUCCGUGGCGGUGCCCAAGAUACUGACCAUAGCUGAGGAGCUAAGUUGCUCCUGCGGCCAGACCGAGUCGGGCUCGCUGGGAAGCGGAAGGAAGUCGUACUCGAGCCGGUCGCGGAGCUCGGACCCUACGAGACCGACGGUCGCCGCGGGACCCAUCCACCGGUACCCGAUCAGCGACUUGGGAUCUGCCAGGAGGAGGGGCGGCGGUGGUGGCGCGGCGGUCGCGCUAGAGGACUUCGACGGCGUCGAGGACAUCUUGGCCGUCAGAGCGUGUGGAUCUCCUCUCGAAGACACAGCGAGUCCCUAUAGCACAGGACCUUACCUGCGUUGUAGCCGCAGCUGAAUAGGCGAAAAAAAGUUCUGCCCUCGGCCGAAGACCAGCCUUGUUCUUCCUCAUUUUGUACUACUACUUUUACAUACACACUUAUACAUUACGAAGAGCCUGUUUCUCUCUCUCUCUCUCUCUCUUAAUAUAUAUAUAACUUAUAGAGCAGCGGAAUAGCCCUAGCUAUCUUUGUUGAAUUUGAAAUAAAUUGAAUGAUCUGUCAUUUUUUAGUGUUAUGUUACCAUGCAAAAACCGUGUGUGUUUGUACCACCGUUUCAUUUAAUUGAGGACGAUAGGAUCGUUGAAACUGCCAAAAAGCAGCUUUCUCCCUUCAUUCCGUCCUUUUUUUUUUUUUUACAGCACCCUUCUCUUUCCUCCGGAAUUCCCCCAGUGAACUGCCCAAUUCGUAGCUCGUGUCUUGUUUGAAUAACAACUACUACAACGACGGCGACGAAAGAUGACCGUCAGCCGGUGUUACGAGCUUCAUUCGUCCUGAUAGCCCGAUCAGGUGACAGGCCUUUUGCACCGCUGUAUAAGCAGAGUGGUGGCUGAUUGCGCCACCUCAUUUGCAGCUCGGGCGGGUCAGACGUCCGCACGUCAAGUUUCAUCCUAGACGCCAGCGCUCGUUUCUCGCCUGGCGGAACGAUUUUACCUCCCACGGGUGUGCGCUUCCGCCGCUUGCCUUCAAGAUGGCGCUAAGCUCGCACUGCGCGCGAAACGCAUCUUCUUUGCGAUGGCGCCUCUUCGGAAGACUGCUGAUUACUGUCGUGUUGUUAACUGCCAUGACAGCAAUGUAAACACGAAAGGAUUGCUGCCACCAGUGAAAUUUUGGCGAUACCCAACAAAAUGGUGCGAGAAUGGCGCUCCGCCGAACAAAGUAAGUAAACUAAAUUAACAGUAAGUAAACUACUGACACACGCAGAAAUCUCGUUCAUUGAUCGCUUGUGAGUGUAUAAUGACAUUUUACAUGUUAUCCACAACAUGAAUUUCAUGAUUACUGGGUAUAUAAUCUUUUUUCUUCAAAUAAAAGCUUUCAAUCGCUAGACCAGACAGAGGUUGUCCUGCCUUCUUUCUCGUGCUUCGUUUGCGCUGCCCAAGAGUGGAAACAACUUCCAUUGCAUGCCCUAGCAGUUGUCGGAAAUCGCCGUGCCGAGAAACUGGAUAUUUGCACGAUACGUUGAACACGACCGGAGUUCAUUCCUGCAUCACCAUUGCACCGAUCCAGCGAGUUACAGGGAGAUAGACGCCCGUGAUUUGGUCGCGCCGGCAUUAAAAUUAAAUUAUUGUGUUUUACCUACGUGCCAAAGCCAAUAUCUGAUUAUGAGGCAGGCCGUAGUGGGGAUCCCAGAAUAAUCUGGGGGUCUUUAACGGGCACCUAAAUUUAAGUACACAGGUGCCUUCGCAUUUAGCCCCAUCGAAAUGCGGCUGCCGUGGCCGGGAUUCGAUCGCGCGACCUCUUGUCUGGGAGCCCAAUACCAUAGCAGCUAAGCAACGGUCGCGCCGGCAUUAGUGAAGCUGAAAUGAUUACUUAAGCCUUCAACUUCCGUCUCUUGACGACUGUUGAAAAAUUACCAAGCGAUUUACGCUGCCGCCGCUAUUCAAUAUUGUAGGGGACGUACUAGUUGUGUACUCAUAGUCAAGUGUUCGACGAAAGCUCGUCUGGCGAGGAAACAUGCAUAUUGGUGCCAAAAAAAAAAUGAAA